GGAGGGAUUCCUCGAGAAGCUGCAGUGUGGGGAUGCUCUAGACCGAGUACUGCCCCCAGUGUCUUUCCACCUCUUCUUCCUGCAGCGGCGGCAGCAGCGCUUGGCAGCGGCAACUUGAGACUGCGCCCAGGGCAAGCCCCCCCCCAGGGUGGUGCUCAACUGAGAGGGGGGGCUCAGUGCCCGAAGGUGUGUGUGUAGGGUGGGGGCGGCCAGCUGGGACCAGCUGGUGGCCCUGGAAAACCUCCCACACACCCACACCCACACACCCCUUUUGUGUUGCAGGCUGCCCCUCCAAGAGCAGAGGCAGCAAGAGGACGUGUGUGCACCGGUCCGCACGGGGAAGCAGUAGGGACGGAGCCCGGCACCACCUCCUGGUUCUCCCUCCAGGAAACCAGGAAAACAAGAACUAGCAAGAGCUUGACAAACGCCUGGCUUUGAAUUGGAGACCAUUCACCUGCCUAUUGCUUCAUUCCUGGAAAUUUCACUGCAACUAACUAAGGAAAAAAAAUACCAAGAAAGAAAACAAAGAACAAAAUACCCGAGAAUUCCUAAAGAACAUUUCACCUGAACCUAAAAUGGUGAGCGAGAGUCAUCAUGAGGCCCUGGCAGCCCCGCCAAUCACCACUGCUGCGACUGUUCUACCAAAUAAUGCCACAGAGCCAGCCAGUCCUGGGGAAGGAAAGGAGGAUGGCUUUUCUAAGCUGAAGGAAAAGUUUAUGAAUGAGUUGCAUAAAAUUCCAUUGCCACCGUGGGCCUUAAUUGCCAUAGCCGUAGUCGCAGUCCUUUUAGUCCUGACGUGCUGCUUUUGUAUCUGUAAGAAAUGCUUGUUCAAAAAGAAGAACAAAAAGAAGGGAAAGGAAAAGGGAGGGAAGAAUGCCAUCAACAUGAAAGAUGUGAAAGACUUAGGGAAGACCAUGAAAGAUCAGGCCCUGAAGGAUGAUGAUGCUGAAACUGGAUUGACUGAUGGGGAAGAAAAAGAAGAACCCAAAGAAGAGGAGAAAUUGGGAAAACUUCAAUAUUCACUGGAUUAUGAUUUCCAGAAUAACCAGCUGCUGGUAGGAAUCAUUCAGGCUGCCGAGCUGCCCGCCUUAGACAUGGGGGGCACAUCUGAUCCCUAUGUGAAGGUGUUUCUGCUGCCAGAUAAAAAGAAGAAAUUUGAGACAAAAGUCCACCGAAAGACCCUUAAUCCUGUCUUCAACGAGCAAUUUACUUUCAAGGUGCCAUAUUCGGAAUUGGGUGGCAAAACUCUGGUGAUGGCUGUCUAUGAUUUUGAUCGUUUCUCCAAGCAUGACAUCAUUGGGGAAUUUAAAGUCCCCAUGAACACAGUGGAUUUCGGUCACGUAACUGAGGAGUGGCGUGAUCUGCAAAGUGCAGAGAAGGAAGAGCAAGAGAAAUUGGGUGAUAUCUGCUUCUCCCUUCGCUACGUACCUACUGCUGGCAAACUGACUGUUGUCAUUCUUGAGGCAAAGAACCUGAAGAAGAUGGAUGUAGGUGGCUUGUCUGAUCCUUAUGUGAAGAUUCAUCUGAUGCAGAAUGGCAAGAGGCUGAAGAAGAAAAAGACAACGAUUAAAAAGAACACACUUAACCCCUACUACAAUGAGUCAUUCAGCUUUGAAGUACCCUUCGAGCAAAUCCAGAAAGUGCAAGUGGUGGUAACUGUUUUGGACUAUGACAAGAUUGGCAAGAACGAUGCCAUCGGCAAAGUCUUUGUGGGCUACAAUAGCACCGGGGCGGAGCUGCGACAUUGGUCAGAUAUGCUGGCCAACCCCAGGCGACCCAUUGCCCAGUGGCACACCCUACAGGUAGAGGAGGAAGUUGACGCCAUGCUGGCCGUCAAGAAGUAAAGGGAAGAAGAAGCCUUUCUGCAUUUGCCCACGUAGUGCUCUUUAGCCAGUAUCUGUAAAUACCUCAGUAAUAUGGGUCCUUUCAUUUUUCCAGCCAUGCAUUCCUAAUACAAUUCAGUGGUACUUCAAAUCCUGUUUUAAUUUGCACAGAUUUAAACGUAGAGAGCCCCUAAGCCCUUCGUCAUACCACUGCUCUCCAAAUCUACUCUUCUUUUAAGCAAUAUGAUGUGUAGAUAGAGCAUGACUGAAAUUAUUUA
This is a messenger RNA of Globicephala melas (long-finned pilot whale), 2101 nucleotides long. RefSeq names its product synaptotagmin 1 (gene SYT1). Gene Ontology annotation, molecular function: calcium-dependent phospholipid binding; clathrin binding; calcium ion binding. Gene Ontology annotation, cellular component: axon; plasma membrane; synaptic vesicle membrane. The record is from RefSeq and is a predicted model, not a curated record. NCBI's taxonomy places the organism in Eukaryota, Metazoa, Chordata, Mammalia, Artiodactyla, Delphinidae. Gene Ontology annotation, biological process: cellular response to calcium ion; calcium ion-regulated exocytosis of neurotransmitter; synaptic vesicle endocytosis.